GGAAUGUAAGUGAUCAUUAGCUGUAUGGAGUAAGUGAUAAGCAUGGAAUCGACAUGACCUUUAAUCGAUACGUGAAUUUUGCAAAUAGAGCCCGCCAUUUACGCUGCAAUAGACUGCAGGCCAGCCCCAAUGAGCAGCAAUAUUUCGAUGAUCUUGUGGUUCCUGCUUUUGAGGGUGCGUUUGCCCUGUCUAACUUUGCGGUUCGACGAUUUGAGGUACCCGUGUACGGUUCUAGUGGUCGCCGAAAUGCCGGUAAGGAUCUCUUAUUUGAGCGACAGGCGCAAGGUCACCAAGCAGAUGCAGUUGUGGAGACAGCCGAAGCUUUACAGCUUGUCAUUGUCAAGUGUUCAAAGAUGUCUGAGAAUACAAGUGAUAAGGAAGCUAGGGAUCAUUAUAAACCUGCACGAAAUCUCAAGGAUACCUGGACACGCAUCUUGAAGGAGACCGUCAAGGACUGCAAGCAGCCUCGGCCCUUCGCUAUAUUCAGCCUCCAGGUGUACGAGUCGGAUAUGACAUUUCUGGCAAUGGAUUUCCGUGGAUGUUAUCGGCUCUAUGAACUGGCCACUGUCAGAAUCCCAAACUCUUGCACGUCGAUCAAGAAGUACCUUGGCCUCAUGCUGAAAACCUGCGUUAGCUUUGCUGGACUGGUGAAAGCGCAUCAUAGGAGCCUGGACCAGUUGACAGAUUUGAGCUAUGGGGAACGACGUGCAUUUGGCUUAGCUCUUCGCAGCAUCGAAGUCACUUCCGUUUCCCCUACAAAGAUUUCUAAAGCAGGGAAACGAAAGCGUAUGGAGGACGAUGGAAUAUGAUUCGCGCGCGGGAACUGAAUACGGGAUGAGGACCAUGUGGCAGCCUGACUUUAUCCAAAGAACGCCAUCGACGUGUUGGAACAAUAGACUGUACAUAACUUUCAAGAACCAAUUUCUGUCCUAAGGUAUAUUCUUUCUUUUCGCUCUGAAAGCUAUGGUGUGCAUUGCUGAUCUAUGCGAGUUUAUCGUCAAACGUCAAGCUUUAUGCUACUGCAGCACAGGAGAAGAUUUAUCUUAGGCUAGCUUCUCAGUAAACGUUACACUGGACUCCCAACAUCUUUGACAGGUCGAUAUCGAGC
Molecule: messenger RNA, 1108 nt
Organism: Gamsiella multidivaricata
Lineage: Eukaryota; Fungi; Mortierellomycota; Mortierellomycetes; Mortierellales; Mortierellaceae
Exons: 1
Coding region: 54-809 (251 amino acids)
Source: RefSeq, a predicted model, not a curated record